AUGGAUCAGCAGCAGGAGCGGGACCGGCGGCGGACGCUGCUGCUGGUGAACCUGGCGUCCAUCAUGGAGCGCGCCGACGAGACCCUGCUCCCCGCGGUGUACCGGGAGGUGGGCGCCGCGCUGCACGCCACGCCCACGGGGCUCGGCGCUCUCACGCUGUACCGCUCCAUCGUGCAGGCCGCCUGCUACCCGGUGGCGGCCUACGCCGCGUCCCGCCACAACCGCGCCCACGUCAUCGCGCUGGGGGCCUUCCUCUGGGCCGCCGCCACCUUCCUCGUCGCCAUCUCCGACACCUUCGUCCAGGUGGCAAUUUCAAGGGGCUUGAAUGGCAUUGGUCUAGCUCUCGUCAUACCAGCAGUCCAGUCGCUGGUGGCUGACUCUACCGACGACGACAACCGUGGCACAGCUUUCGGUUGGCUUCAACUGACCAGCAGCAUAGGCUCCAUAUUUGGGGGAUUCUUUGCCUUGAUGCUGGCUCAGACUACGAUCUUGGGGAUUGAAGGAUGGCGCAUUGCCUUCCAUCUCGUCGCAAUCGUCAGUGUCAUUGUAGGCAUCCUCGUGUGGUUCUUCGCCGUGGAUCCCCAUUUUCCCACAAACAAUGCUGCCUCGCAUGCUGCACCAGUCAGCCAAAAGUCUGCACUUGAUGAAGCAAGGGAGCUGAUCAUUGAGGCCAAGUCCAUAAUCCAGAUCCCAACGUUCCAAGUCUUCGUCGCGCAGGGUGUCAGCGGCUCAUUCCCAUGGUCAGCACUGUCAUUCUUGUCCAUGUGGCUUCAGCUCAUUGGGUUCAGCCACGAGGACACCGCCAUUUUCACGACGACCUUUGCUGUCGCCACCUCCAUUGGUGGCCUUCUUGGUGGCAUGAUGGGGGAUUUCUUUGCGCAGCGAUAUCCGAACGCCGGGAGGAUUAUCCUGUCACAGAUAAGCGCUGGCUCUGCUGUCCCUUUGGCUGCUGUUCUUCUGCUGGGCUUGCCUGAUAAUCCAUCCAGAUCCAGUGGUGUAGCCCACGGACUUGUUCUGUUCAUCAUGGGACUCAUCAUCUCUUGGAAUGGAGCUGCUACAAACGGGACCUUCGAGUCGAUUCUAGCCUCGUUUGCGCCUCCUGUCGUUGGCUUGUUAUCGCAGCACCUCUAUGGUUUCAAACCGGACGACAAAGGGAGCAGCCCUGAACAGGACCGGGAGAACGCUGCGUCGCUGGCCAAGGCGCUGUGCACGGCCAUUUCCAUCCCAAUGGUUAUCUGCAGCUCCAUAUACACGUUCAUGUACCGCACUUACCCUCGAGACAGGGAGCGUGCGCGCAUGCAGUCCAUGAUUCAGUCAGAGCUAGAUCAGAUUGAGCUGGGCGGUUCGAGUUUCGGAUGCGGCGACGACAGGUUUGAGCUCUUUGAAUCGGUGCACGAUGGUGAUAAACCUGAUGAGGUUGAUGGCAGUUGUGGUGCUGAAGAAUCUGCUGAGGCCGAUGCUGGCACUGAAAAACUAUUAGGAAACCAUGAGUUGUGA
This is a messenger RNA of Miscanthus lutarioriparius, 1497 nucleotides long. NCBI's taxonomy places the organism in Eukaryota, Viridiplantae, Streptophyta, Magnoliopsida, Poales, Poaceae. The record is from the annotation of a GenBank genome assembly.